CCAACACCAGCCUGACAGAAAACACCGUACACAGGGAACCCUAUAUAAGCUCUGCAGCUGUCAGGUGAAGGACACUGGCUGCUUUGCGCUGGGGAACGACUCUCUCUAUAGGGGAUUACAGCUCUAGAUACUCAAUAGAUCCAAACUGUAACCAUGUCUCAUGCUUGGGGAUACGCAGCGAACAACGGACCUGAUAAAUGGUGCGAUAAUUUCCCUAUUGCCAAUGGACCCCGUCAAUCUCCCAUUGACAUCGUACCUGGUGAAGCAUCUUUCGACGGGGGGCUGAAGCCUCUCAGCCUGAAGUACGACCCCUCCACCUGCCUUGAUAUUCUCAACAACGGACAUUCCUUCCAAGUGACCUUCGUAGAUGACAACGACAGCUCAACUCUGACAAACGGACCAAUCUCAGGGACCUACAGGCUCAAGCAGUUUCAUUUCCACUGGGGUGCUUCUGAUGACAAGGGCUCUGAACACACUGUGGCCGGGACCAAGUAUCCUGCUGAGCUCCAUCUGGUGCACUGGAACACCAAAUACCCAAGCUUUGGUGAGGCUGCCAGCAAACCUGACGGACUCGCUGUAGUGGGAGUUUUCCUGAAGAUUGGUGACGCAAAUCCCAGCCUCCAGAAGCUUCUUGAUGCUUUCAAUGCCAUCAAGACCAAAGGCAAACAGACUACUUUUGCUAACUUUGACCCUGCUACCUUGCUCCCUGGCUGCCUGGACUACUGGACUUAUGAUGGCUCUCUGACCACACCCCCUCUGCUGGAGAGCGUUACCUGGAUUGUCUGCAAAGAGCCCAUCAGUGUCAGCUGUGAGCAGAUGGCCAAAUUCCGCGGCCUGCUCUUCUCUGCUGAGGGUGAGGCCGAGUGCUGCAUGGUGGACAACUACCGCCCUCCCCAGCCCCUCAAGGGUCGCUCUGUCCGUGCUUCCUUCAAGUAAUACCCCUCCCCCCCUUUACCCCUUCUGCCCUUUUGCCCACUCCCUUCCCCCCUUCCCUUUAGUCAAAUGCCCAGUUACCUCUCUUGCAGUUAGCCACAAAGCACACAUAUCUCUCUCCGUCCAAUUUUUGAAGAAAUGAAUUUCCUGUGAUCCGUCGCUUUUAACGCUGGGCAAUCUAACUGUGAAAUGGAGCACUUGCAGGAUUUGCAUCUCUGUUUCUAUGUGUGUAAUAAGCCAGCAAAGAUGCCCUGUCGUAAUUUAUUUUAUAAGACAAACACUUCAUGGUGGAGGCGACACGUUUACCAGGAUUUUGCAUCUGGUGUUUUUAGAGACAUUACACUGGUCCUCUUUGCGUUGCCCAGGAUGAAAAAUGAAGAUUAAUUACAGUCAAAAUGGUGCUCUUGAGCCAGCAGGAAGUAGAAGCACAAGCUAGUUGCAGUAAGCAGGGGGAGGAUGAAACUAUAUCACCAUCUGUGAGGAGGAGGGUAAGGUGCAGAUAAAAGACGGCUGCGCGUUCAGACACACACGCUAGUCCACAUACACUCCCACUGCCAGUCUGUCUGUAAUCUCUGACUGACUGCCAGCCUCUGCAUCACAGCAGCUUAAUGAAACGCUGCAGCCGCCUCCAUCACAACCAAUUGACUCAGAAAAUCCCCCUCUGGCACAUACACACACACACACACACAGCCAUACACACACAACAUUGCAUGCAGUCUCAUGCAGACAAGAUGCCUAUAGGCACUGACCUGCUUAUUGAUUUCACAACACAACAACAGAGGACAUGAGGACAGACUUCUGCUAGUGCUACCUACUGAACAUCACGACAAUGGCUUACUUCUGUAGUCUGUUUUUACAACCUAAUCUUCAAAUCUUUCAUGUGUUUGUCAUCCCAUGUUGU
Molecule: messenger RNA, 1834 nt
Organism: Thunnus maccoyii (southern bluefin tuna)
Lineage: Eukaryota; Metazoa; Chordata; Actinopteri; Scombriformes; Scombridae
Product: carbonic anhydrase 1
Exons: 7
Coding region: 154-936 (260 amino acids)
Biological process (GO): carbon dioxide transport
Cellular component (GO): cytoplasm
Molecular function (GO): carbonate dehydratase activity; zinc ion binding
Source: RefSeq, a predicted model, not a curated record